This is a messenger RNA of Leptinotarsa decemlineata (Colorado potato beetle), 1140 nucleotides long. RefSeq names its product zinc finger BED domain-containing protein 4-like. Gene Ontology annotation, molecular function: protein dimerization activity. Gene Ontology annotation, cellular component: nucleus. The record is from RefSeq and is a predicted model, not a curated record. Lineage: Eukaryota; Metazoa; Arthropoda; Insecta; Coleoptera; Chrysomelidae.
UUCACCUCUUGUUGGCAGAUAACGCCUCCAAUAUGAAAAAAGGGAUCGUCGGCGCUAUAAUGAAAUAUCAGGGUUGUUUUGUUCACACUUUACAAUUAACAAUAAAAGACUCCAUUGAUUGCCAAAGGGCAGUAAUAGAUGUUAUUGCCAAAGCAAGGAGAAUUGUGACUCAUUUCAAUCACUCUGCAACUGCUUGUGAUAAACUCAAAAAGCUACAAGAACAAAUGAAUGUCCCAACAAAAAAACUUAUCGAAGAUAUACAAACCAGAUGGAACUCAACCUAUUACAUGCUGGAACGAUUACUAGAACAAAAAAAAGUUAUCAGUAUUUAUAUCUUGGAUAAUCCAGAUUUGACAGACCUAACAUUCCACCAAUGGGAUUUGGUUCAAAAGCUUAUCAACCUUUUACAACCCUUUGAGGAAAUAACUAAACUCUCAAGUAACAGGGAGUGUUGCAUAUCAGAGGUGAUACCCCUAGUUAAAACAUUAGAUUCGUACUUGAGCAACCGUUCAAAAAGUGCCAUAUUUUCUGGUGUAGACACAUUGAGGAGUGAUCUACAAAAAAACUUGGAAAAACGAUUCAACCAUAUUUUUACUGAAGAAAGUUUUACGCUGGCCACGUUGUUGGAUCCACGUUUCAAGAACAGUUUUUUUGACAAUGAAGGCGGACCAAUCUAUGAAAUAUUAAAAAGAAAAAUUACUGUUCAAGAGGGAGGCAGCGGCAUUAUCGAAACUAUUACGGAUGGUGAAAGUGAUGGGGAGGACAAUAUGCCACUAGUAAAAUUGCUAGCUAUGGAAAGGGAUUCAGGUGCAUCAAAGUCUGUGCAUGAUUUAUUUUGGGAAUCUUACGAACAUUUUGCUGGUGAAGGCACAUCAGGAAGUUCGAAGCGAAAACGAAAACAAAGGUCUGCUUUUUUUGAGGCUGCCAUAUACCUAUCUGCACCAGCUGGAAGUGUCCCCAGCGAACAAGUUUUCUCUGAAGCUGGUAAUAUUUAUGAUGCAAAACGUAGCAGGCUAACACCUGAUAGGGCAGAAAGCUUAUUGUUUUUGCAUCACAACCUACCAAAACUAAAUUAUCAGUAUUAAUCAGUUAUUUUUGUAUUUUAGUAAGGUGAAAUAAUUUUACCUUAUAGUUGCAAUC